Molecule: messenger RNA, 609 nt
Organism: Prorocentrum cordatum
Lineage: Eukaryota; Dinophyceae; Prorocentrales; Prorocentraceae
Source: the annotation of a GenBank genome assembly
AUCCAGAGGCUGACAGACAGCGGCCCAGCAGCGGCUGACGACAAGACGCUGGACAGCAUCGUGGACACCAAGAUUCUCAGCAGGAUCGGCAUCUUCUUAGGGCUAGUCGACCUAGAGCAGAUCAUGACCCACUGCGAUGUUACGGAUGAAAAGACUUGGGCUGGGACGCGCAGUCAGAGUCCAUCAAGCGUUCGGAUGAACGUGCUCUACCAGUUGCUGAUCGCGACCACGAGAGGCGAGGCUCUUUCGAUCCUCCAGAUGGCCCCGAGGAACCACCGCGCUAUCGGCUGGAAGCGACUCAAAGAGGAGUGCGGGCCGAAGCCUGAAGGCAGGCUCACCGCCGUGCGAGUUGGAGUGCUGAGGUUCGAAAGGAGGGCCGCCGUGACGAAGGGCAUCCGCGCGUGGGAGGUAGCGUGGAAGGAGCGGGAGCAGAGCGUCUCACUCUACGGGGAUCAGUCCGUGGAGAAGGCCAGCGGCGGCACCAAGGUCGCGGCCAUCACGAGAUGGGCCCCACACGGCGUCAAGGCGGUGAUCCGUCAAGCCAUGGGGGCGACAGGUCAAGACUACAACGUGCUCGCCCGAGUCGUCACCGACUUCAUCGCGCACUAG